GAAGAGGACAAUGGCCUCAAUGGUGAGCAGUCCGGCCGUCGAUGAGAAGAGCCAUCAGAACCGCGACAUCAGAAAUAUGCGAAAUUUGGCCGAAAAACAGCGAAGAGAUAAACUAAACGGUUAUAUCAAUGAAUUGGCAAAUACUGUGCCAUUGGUUACGAUGUCAUCCAAACGGCUCGACAAGACAUCGGUCCUCAGACUGUCGGCCGCUUACCUCAGACUCAAUAAAACGUCAUUGCAUCGGAAGAAACUGAAGGCGAAGAAGAAGUUGUUGUCGUUGGCCUCGUGUUCGUCGACGUCGUCGUCGGCAACUCCUCACCAAAUCUGGAGACCUCCGAAGUUUCGGUUCAAUCAUUUGCGAGCAUUAAUUGAUUCGGUGGAGGGCUUUAUUGUGGUGACCACUGGGUUCGGCAAAAUCAUCUAUGUCUCGCAUUCCGUCGAAAACUUUUUAGGCCAUCAAAAU
Messenger RNA from Medioppia subpectinata, 463 nucleotides. Lineage: Eukaryota; Metazoa; Arthropoda; Arachnida; Sarcoptiformes; Oppiidae. The record is from the annotation of a GenBank genome assembly.